AUGUCAACUGAUCUUCGGUAUGAAAUCGCUCUCGCUGAAUGCCAUUCCCUACGUCAACAACUGAAAAAUGUCUAUGGUAAAUGCUCGGAUAUUUAUGAAGCACUCGCCAUUCUUGACGAGCAUUCCACGAAGGAACGAGAUGUGUUGGAAAAACUCGUACGGGAUUUAAAACAGACCAUUCAACAUGAACUAACUAAAAAUGAGCAAUUAUCGGUUGAAAAAUUACAAAUGGAAAGAAAUGAAGAGCAUUUCAAACAAGAAUUGCACAAUAAAACGGAAGAUUUGAAAAAAAUCACGGUCAAAUAUCGUCGAAUCUAUGUGAACCAGCAACAAGAAAAAUACAUUCAAGAACAUCUUACGAAACCUAAAACGAAGAAAUCACGUUAA
Adineta ricciae is the source of this 387-nucleotide messenger RNA. The record is from the annotation of a GenBank genome assembly. Lineage: Eukaryota; Metazoa; Rotifera; Eurotatoria; Adinetida; Adinetidae.